UUCACAUCCCCUCACUAACAAAGAGACCCAGAGCUGCUGUCUCUUACAUCUCCCAGUAAAUGUGGUGAGUGAUGCGCAACUAACGAUUGACGCUCCUGCACAUCGAGGCGAAGACGAAGAGAUAAAGAGCAUAACUACACCUUGCUCCCAAAGAGGAGAAAUUAGGAGAGAGUUUGAAAAGUUUCUGACGGACUUCAGUGAAGGUAAAAAGCAAAAAUGGUGUCGGCCGGACUGGAGAUCCUGGGACUAUCGCUGUGCGUAAUUGGCUCGCUCCUGGUGAUGGUGUCCUGCGGGCUGCCCAUGUGGAAGGUGACGGCUUUCAUCGAAGCCAACAUCGUGGUGGCUCAGACAAUUUGGGACGGCUUGUGGAUGUCGUGUGUGGUGCAGAGCACGGGUCAGAUGCAGUGCAAGGUGCACGAUUCCGUCCUCGCCCUCACCCACGACCUGCAGGCGGCUCGAGCGCUCACCAUCAUCUCCUCAGUGAUGGGCGUGCUGGGGCUCAUGGUUGUGAUCGCGGGGGCGCAGUGCACCAAUUGUAUCCGCGCUGAGAACGUUAAAGCCCGGGUGGUGAACGCCGGAGGGGUCAUCUACAUCAUCAGCGGUCUGUUCGUGCUGGUGCCUCUCUGCUGGAUGGCCAACAACAUCAUAUCGGACUUUUACAACCCUCAGGUGCCCGCAUCCAAGAAGAGGGAGAUCGGCGCUGCGCUCUACAUCGGCUGGGCGGCCUCAGCGCUGCUGCUGAUCGGAGGAGCGCUGCUGUGCUGCUCCUGCCCCUCCAGCGGGAACUCUGGAUACUCUGUAAAAUACGCACCGACCAAGAGAGCCACGCCGAACGGGGACUAUGAUAAGAGGAAUUAUGUGUAGCUGUGCGGCUCACAGCAGGUGGUGCGCAAAAGUGACCUUUUGAAAAACUGUUUUUUGACGGACGUUAUCUUUGCACCUGCAGUUUUUUUUUUUUUUUUUUUAAAUCUGAACUUUGAAAAUCAAUGGAAGCACAUGUGCUGUUUUUACACUGGCCCUUUAAUAUGCUCGGACCACAAAUUCACACAUCCUCUACAUCCUUUUUGUAUCUAUCUACAGGAGAUUAAAAAAAAGACUAUCAACCACAAGAGGUAGCUCACGACAAAAAGGAGUAUCUUUGUUAGGUACCUGGUUUUGUAAGUCUUUGAAAUUAUUAGUAUUUUGAAUUGUUUACCGUUUGUAACCGAAAAGUUUUUUCUUUUCUAGAGGAACUGUCGCCAUCGAAUAUAUACACUGAUGUUGUUUUGCCAUGAUGUGCACUAUCAGCACAAACUUGUACAGUAACUGAGAAUGAUUGCACUCCCACACAUUCAAAGACCCAUUUCCUUUAGUGGAGCUACGCCGACAUGUUUGAGGACUCCAACAAUGUCCAAUACAGAACGAGGAGAAGAAAAGUGUACACAUGGUAAAGCCCCCAAUAAAUCUCGGACAGGCUUUUGUGUUGUUCAUGAGUUGGUGGCGGCGACUUUGAAGUCUAAUUUUGGACCUGUAGAUCCCGGAGAGCCUGGGGUCUGUAUGUCACGACAUGAAAUGUUAGAGUCCGUUAUUCGACUGCACUGAACACCUGCAACGUUUUUUGUUUUUGUUUUUCAUCAUUAUCACUGCAGGAAGUCUUCUCUUUUCCAAACAUCCUAGGAAUAAACUUUUUUUUUCUGUUUUUUGA
This is a messenger RNA of Plectropomus leopardus (leopard coralgrouper), 1684 nucleotides long. RefSeq names its product claudin 5a (gene cldn5a). Gene Ontology annotation, molecular function: structural molecule activity. The record is from RefSeq and is a predicted model, not a curated record. Lineage: Eukaryota; Metazoa; Chordata; Actinopteri; Perciformes; Serranidae. Gene Ontology annotation, cellular component: bicellular tight junction; membrane.